AUGACACCCGACUUGGCACCGAAGCUUCUCGGAAUAGGGACAAACCUUGUCCUACAGAGAAGUCUGGGAACUCCAUGUCUGCUCCAUCAGAUCUUGGCCAUCUCAGCACAGCAUCUCGCCCACCUCCGUCCAGAUCGCUGUCAAUUUUACUCGCGCCAGGCGGUGCAGCUGCAGACGAAAGCCAUAGAGUUGUUCAACGCCACACAAAUCAUCGACAAGACAAACUGCGAGGCAACCAUCCUCUUUGUCGGCUUGCUGAAUCGACAUCUUCUAAUUGAUGUUCUCGGCAACCGCGAGGGCGACGCCGCUGCUUUCCUGGAGCGAUUCAUACGAUCAGCGCAGGUGCAGAGAGGCAUCAGGGUCAUCUACAACAAGACAUCAACCAUCUUGCUCGAGUCUGACCUGGCACCCCUUGUGCGGGAGGGGAGCUGGGCCGCCACGCGCUCGUCCACGGUAGGAAAAGAAUGCGACAUGCUGCGGCAGCUCAUAUCCAUCACGCCCGCCCUCGACCCGAUCGCCAAAGAAGCCUGCCGCACGGCAGUCCACUUCCUGCAGGUCGGCUUUGACGAGCUGGCACAGUCUCCACGAGCCGACAAUGUGUUCCGCUUGAUCUUCUGCUGGGGGGCGUAUUUCCCGAAUGAGUUCUUCGACCUGCUGAGCCAGCGAAGACCAGAGGCUGUAGCUGUCUUGGGCUGGUACGCGGUCCUGCUGGAUUCCGGGAGGACUCAUUGGGCCAUUGGCGAUGCUGCCGUCUUUGUCCUGCGUAGCGUCUCUUGUUUUCUGGGUCCUGAAUGGGCUCACUGGUUGCAAUGGCCCAUGGAGAUGCUGGCGGACCGCUUACCUGAGUAG
Cryphonectria parasitica EP155 is the source of this 849-nucleotide messenger RNA. RefSeq lists its product as uncharacterized. The record is from RefSeq and is a predicted model, not a curated record. The transcript has a single exon. Gene Ontology annotation, molecular function: DNA-binding transcription activator activity, RNA polymerase II-specific. The coding region runs from base 1 to 849 and encodes 282 amino acids. NCBI's taxonomy places the organism in Eukaryota, Fungi, Ascomycota, Sordariomycetes, Diaporthales, Cryphonectriaceae. Gene Ontology annotation, biological process: regulation of transcription by RNA polymerase II.